AUGGACAGCAUGAAGGCCUCCGGACCUGGUGGUAUUGAUGUCCAAGACAGCGUCAAGAUCUCAUUCCGAGGAGGGGGCGCCCAAAUCUUCUACGAGAGGCUCAAAGGAUCCAUGACCCAGCGUAAGUGGCUGCUGCAGAAUGCCCCUCCUCCACCAAAGAGCGGUCACUUGAUGGACGAUGGCCAGUCCAGCUCUGGGCAGAGCUCGCCAAAGCAUAAAACCGUUGGCAUUGCGGGGUUGGAGCAGCGAGGCAUGAACAUGCGAAAAAACAACGAGUUCAUCAUUGGUAAUGCCUUUGAGGACCUGGAGGCGCUGAUGGCAUCUGCGAAAGACGUCGUGGCCCUCGCUGAGAGAUUGGCGCGUCAGAACAGCGCAGGCGGUGAAGGUAUCUCAGUCGAGGAAAAUGCCAUACUCGCUGAAUCGGCCAGUCAAUUGGGACUGGUCACGACGAAGGACAUUGUUGGCGGCGGCAGCUCGCAGUCUCUGUACUUAUCAGAACUUGCGAGGAAUCUUGCGGAAUUUCUGACAGACGACUCUCGUGGCGUGCUGAAGAAAGAGGGCGGCAUCAUUACCCUUGUCGAUCUAUGGGCCAUGUUCAAUCGCGCCCGGGGAGGCGUUGAACUGGUCAGCCCGAUGGAUUUUGAGAAAGCCGUUCGAUUGUGGGAAAGUCUAAAAUUGCCAGUCCGUCUCAGGACGUUCCGGAGUGGCGUCAUGGUCGUGCAGGGACGCGAUCGGACAGACGAAACCACCAUCAAGGCUCUCCUAUCAUGGCUACAAGAUCUUCAUGAGUUCCCGCCUGAGAGAGAUGUGCCAUGGGACUGGAGAACAUUUGGACAGGGCGUCACCGCCCAGGAAGCUGCCACUCGAUUUGGAUGGAGCCUGGGUGUCGCCGAGGAGGAGUUGCUCAUGGCCGAAGAACACGGGGCUGUGUGUCGUGAGGAAGGGCUCGAGGGCCUAAAGUUUUGGAUCAACUAUAUUGACACUGGUGACAUCAAACCGAUGAAGACGAAGGCACAAGAAGAGACCGACGCAGUGGUCAGGAAUCUGAAAGAAAGCGGGCUUGUGUAG
This is a messenger RNA of Emericellopsis cladophorae, 1068 nucleotides long. RefSeq names its product Vacuolar protein-sorting-associated protein-like protein. Gene Ontology annotation, molecular function: ubiquitin binding; phosphatidylinositol-3-phosphate binding. The record is from RefSeq and is a predicted model, not a curated record. Gene Ontology annotation, biological process: protein transport to vacuole involved in ubiquitin-dependent protein catabolic process via the multivesicular body sorting pathway. The transcript has a single exon. The coding region runs from base 1 to 1068 and encodes 355 amino acids. Gene Ontology annotation, cellular component: late endosome membrane; ESCRT II complex. Lineage: Eukaryota; Fungi; Ascomycota; Sordariomycetes; Hypocreales; Bionectriaceae.